Molecule: messenger RNA, 1023 nt
Organism: Hypomesus transpacificus
Lineage: Eukaryota; Metazoa; Chordata; Actinopteri; Osmeriformes; Osmeridae
Gene: psma4
Product: proteasome 20S subunit alpha 4
Exons: 9
Coding region: 128-913 (261 amino acids)
Biological process (GO): ubiquitin-dependent protein catabolic process
Cellular component (GO): nucleus; proteasome core complex; proteasome core complex, alpha-subunit complex
Source: RefSeq, a predicted model, not a curated record
CGACAAACAAAUCUGCUUCUUUUCUAUCUUGCUUUCUCUACGCCCACAGUGUGUCAGCAACAAACCGCUAGCAAAGCAGACAUCAGUAUAAGGAAAUCGUUGUGUAAUUUGCCUUAAAGCUUGCAGAAUGUCCCGCAGAUAUGAUUCCCGGACGACAAUUUUCUCACCUGAAGGUCGCCUCUAUCAGGUGGAGUAUGCCAUGGAAGCCAUUGGUCAUGCUGGGACAUGUCUGGGGAUUCUAGCCAAUGAUGGCGUGCUGUUGGCAGCAGAGAGGCGUAACAUCCACAAGCUGCUCGAUGAAGUUUUCUUUUCAGAGAAAAUCUACAAGCUCAAUGAAGACAUGGCUUGCAGUGUAGCUGGUAUAACCUCAGAUGCCAAUGUUUUAACCAAUGAGCUGAGACUAAUUGCACAGAGAUAUCUACUGCAAUACCAGGAGCCAAUUCCCUGUGAGCAAUUGGUGACGGCCCUGUGUGACAUCAAGCAAGCCUACACACAGUUUGGAGGCAAGAGGCCGUUUGGAGUGUCACUGCUGUACAUGGGCUGGGACAAACACUAUGGCUUCCAGCUGUAUCAGAGCGACCCUAGUGGGAACUAUGGGGGUUGGAAGGCCACUUGCAUCGGCAAUAACAGCGCUGCUGCAGUGUCCAUGCUCAAGCAGGAUUUUAAAGAGGGUGAGAUGACCCUGUCUUCUGCCCUGGCAUUGGCCGUUAAAGUGCUGAACAAGACCAUGGACGUCAGCAAGCUCUCAGCAGAGAAAGUGGAAAUAGCCACACUGACCCGUGAGGAAGGCAAGACCAAGAUCAAGGUGCUGAAACUGAAAGAAGUUGAGGAGCUCAUCAAACGUCAUGAGGCAGAGGAAGCAAAGGCAGAGAAGGACAAGAAGGAGAAAGAGCAGAAGGAGAAAGACAAAUAAGCACUCGUCAAUUGCACAAGUGAUAGUAAAUUGAAAAAUAGAUUCAUCCACCUCUAACAUGUUUAACGUUUGUCUUUUCUUUAAUAAAAUAUGUAAAACACUCUGUUUCA